AUGAGAAUAUCAAGCAUAUUUGAGAAUGUUAAGCCAAGUGUGCAGAAUAAAUUGAUGUUGCGCCAAAACUUUGAGCAGCUGCAAGAGCGUUUAAGAGAAAGGCAGGAAGCAUUGGAACAGCAGGAGCGCCGCCUUCGUGGUUUUCUUGGCAACUCCCCCUCCUCUUCAUCAUCAACUACAUCAUCUGCAGUGUCAUCUCCUUCUCUGGACUGUGAUGAUGAUCCACCAAGUCCUCCAGAGAGAAUACGACGAAGUCGCCCCCCGACUACAUCGUUGUCAUCAAGAAUUGCCAAUAUGCUUGCACAUCAAGCAGCCAAUGCUAACAAUGUAUCAGGUCUUGAAACUAACACAGUUCAACUGUGUAAUGUUAGGCGGCGAUUACGACAGAGCAUUCUCAACGCCAGGAGGGACAUGCUUGUUGGCCGUACCCCAGGCAGGGCUGGUGGUCCUAUACUUUUCCCAGUUUCCAGGCUUCGAUCCCGAAAUAGCAAUGCAGAGAGAAUACACGUAUUAAUAAGAGAAGGACUACGAAGGGAACAGAGGGAUCAUUACAGGCAAAUUCUUCGCCACAUGGCUGACCGCCUCAACAGCCUUGUUAACCAGGAGCAGGAGCAACAACAGGACGAGCAAGCCCAGCGACGACAGGGAGAAGAUCACUUGUCCGACAACAUCCCAAACUCCGGCCAUCUGAGUGGUGGUAUGUACAGACACAUGUCGAAUAAGUAUGCCAGCGCUCGUGCUAUGACAAACUCAGAGCAGCCAAGUGGUGAUAAUUCCAUGGACAAUCACAUGGAGAAUCUACGUCUUCUUGUUAGGCUAGCACUACACCUAAUUGAUCAGUUGACAAACUUCAUAUGUAACCAAAAUAUAUCUUAUGAAGAGCGUCCUAUAUCUCGCCUUCCCAAUCCAUUCCGUGAUGAAGAGAUGGGUGCUACUGGUGAGGCAUCAAGGUCAGAUAUUGCUUCUUCAAUUGAUUUAGAUCUCUCCCCUGGCCUUCAUAAUCUCACAACAUUAUUUGAGACUGUGCGUAUGGCCAGCGAAGAAUUGCGAAAUGAUGAAGGGGGUGGCAGCGAGAAUAGCUCAACACAAGAAAGCACAAGACCCAUCACGAACGUACCAAGACGUUUGACAGACUUUUUAAGAAGGUCUGGAAAUUUAGCACAGCAGCAAAACAUGAGUAGUGGAAAUGAAGCAAGUGGAACUAGAAGUACACGUGCAAAUUCCUCCUCUGUACCACAACUCGUUAUUCCUCGCAUUACCCUAAGUGACCCAAGUGGCAGUGAAAGUCAGGUGGAAGAUGAUGCAGCCAGUAACCAACCUUCCAGGACCUCAUAUAAUGAUAGAGCUGAAUUUAGCACAAGAUCAGUUUCUGGCGUUCCGCUGAGACUUCUUGGUCGGCAGUACGCUGUAGACCGUCGCAGUCCAGACUCUGAGGAUAAUCCGAGUAUUCCUGAAGUUCUCCCGGAUGCAUUGUAUCACUCACCUGAUCCAAUACCUUGGAGAGGACCUUAUGAUCUCGGACUUCUGAGAGGUCCUGGAUCUGAAAUGCUGUUCCGUCCUAACAUUCAGAGAGUGCCGCCUGAUCGAGCUGCUGAGAGGGAAGCUGAUAACUUUUUCAGUCGACCUUAUUAUGCCUCACAUCCAGCUUCAAGAACAAUGACAGCUUCACUGCAAACACAUCGAAUCCAAGCUUGGGAUUUUACCAACUACCAGAUACCUGAUAUAUCAGACAGCUUAUCUAAUUUGGUAGUAGGGAAAUGUAAAAUUCAUAAUGAUGCAAGUGUUGAUGUAUCAGCUGAUGGUACCUUGUUGGCUGCUCUGGUUCCUGAGAGUGAAGCUAUGAUUAUGGUUGGUGUCUACAGUUUAGAAAAUCGUUCCUUGGGUCAGCUCUUAUACAGUUACAUAUUUGCACCCAACACCAUUUGUGUAAGUUUGUCUCCAGUGGCAAGGCAUUUGGUGGUGGGAUUUUGUUCACAAAUGCCACGGCUUAUCCCACAUCACAAUACAAAGCAGGUUGUUGCUCAAAUAUACAAGCUCUGCGACAACCCGAUGUUCCACCGGCAGGGGCAGGCAGGUCACCUGCAGUUCUUGAGAGACAUUGAGGUGGUAUGUGAUCACCGACACACUUCGCUAAACUGCAUCCGCUGGCUUCCUUACCCUGGCCAAGGCCUGAUUUAUGGUAAUAAUAGAGGGCAAUUAAACAUACUACGGUGAUUGGAUUUAGGUAGAUUAGUAUACAUUUUUUCAUGCAAUAUUUAAAUUGUGAAGAGGCUGCUGUUGUUUUACUUUCAUGUAUUGAUGUGAAAAGGGAAGAAGCAUCUUUUUAGUGCCAUUUAUUGAUGGGGGAUCAUUUGUUUAGACGUGAGCUAGCCUUAGUUGGAUAUUUGAUUAUCAAGGUAAAGCUUAAGUACAUAAUCUGUUGUGUUUGGUGAUCACUAGCACUAAUUUUGUUGCAUUAUUAAGAUUUGAAGUAAAGGUAUAAUAAUGUAGCUAUUAAAUGAUUUACUUCUCUUCGGGCGUUACAGACACUUUACUCUUAUGUGUUGUCCCCUUUCAUGUUUGUGUGUUAGUACUCUGGUCGGUAGAAAACAGAUGAACCGUAAAUGGGUGCAGAGAUGCUUGAAUGACAGUCUUUGUAUCCUACACAGUACAGUAUUUUUGAGACGAGAGCAUUUUCUGCAUAUCUUGUAAUUAUGCAUUUACAGGUUUAAAUAUUUAUUGGUGUUAGUAGACUUUCAAGCCUUGUCACCUUGUUUAUAGAAAUUUGUUCCAUUUAAUUUAUGUAUUUAUCUCUCUCUCUCUCUCUCUCUCUCUCUCUCUCUCUCUCUCUCUCUCUCUCUCUCUCUCUCUCUCUCUCUCUCUCUCUCUUGCUUUAUCAUCAGCCAUAGCAAACCCACUUUUACAAAAUUAUCCGUCCAAGAAUUCAAUUUUAUCAUUCCAUCAGAAUGAUGAUUUGUACAGUGUUCUGUUGCACUUGUUGCUUUGAAUAAAAAUGAAAAGGCAGUUCUUUUUGAACGAGAAAUGUCUCCAGUCACAUUGAUAGGUAGCUUUACUGACAUUUUUCUUUUAUUAAGAACUUACUCACUGGAAGCCAGUAGACUUCCUCUUCCAUACUUAUCAUUUCUAUGGUUAUUAAUGAAUAGGUGCUUUUACCUGUCGCAAGUAUAUCACAUGCCUUCCUUAUGCAAUAAUGAAAAGCAUCUAAUGGAAGGAAAGGGGUAUUAUUGCUGUUUUUCACGUACAACAAGCAUACCAUAUCUUAUUUUUUGCAAUUUAUAAAUGUCUAAACCCUAUCUCUUCUGUAAAAUAACUGAGACCUGAGGAAUCUUUUACUUUUCAUAUUAACAGUACUUGCAAGAAUUGUAUAUAUAACUUUCAAUGUUGUUUUUGGAAGCCAUUGGACACCACAGGGUCAUAGGUGGUUUUUGCAUUUGGGUUUGCCUUGAAAGCAGCUUUAAACUAUUUUGAAGUGAAAGAUACUCUUGAGGAUUGAGUAAGAACUUUUACAGUUCUUCUUUGGCUUGGUUGAUGCACUUUUGUGUUUUUCAUCCGAAUUAACAUUAUGAUAUUAUGUAGUUAAGGAGCCAAAGCAAUUUUUUCUGUGGUAGUAAUUAUUUUAUCAGACCUUUUUAGUACUCAGGAUGGAGUGCUAUGUUGUUUUCUUUUUUAUGGCUUAUUUUUUCAUCUGGGUCUGAAAGACUUUUAUUUACAAACAGUAAUAUUUAUGGAGAUAAGCCUUCCAUCUCAUGGCAUAAUACCAAUUAGUCAUGAUUACUUUAGUAGUUUUGCUGCUAAUGUGACUAAUUCAAACUUCAUUUUAUUUUAUGAUGCAACAUGUGGAGUAUAUUCAUGUCUUAUGAUUGGCAGUAUUAGGUGAUUUUGGUGUUAUCUAUUGCUGCCAUUUUCCCAGCCAAGAGUAAUGUAUUGAUAGCUUACUUUUGAAGUGAGAUUUUUGCCAAAUGGUUUGGUUAAAUUGCAGUAUAACUUUUAGUAAAAGUGACUGAAAAUCAUUUAAUGGUUUUCUAUAUCAUAAUAGUUUAACCAGACGUCAUAUUGAAAAAUUUAGCAUCCUACAAUAGAGCCAGAGAUUUUCUACUUCUAUGUGAGCCCCAUAGUAAAGUACUACUGUUUAAAGUGGGCCUUUCAAGGUGCCCAGUAGAUGGUAUGGAAGGAUCAUCUCAGCCUUUUGUCACUGGGUACAUUGCUGUACCUGUAACUUUACUUCUGUUAUGUUUGUUUUUCCUUGUUUAGCUGUCAAACUUGUUUAACUUUACCAUGCUCCAACUUUUGUCCAUUUUGAAAAAAAAAAUCUUGAGAAAAUCUCAGGCUGUAUCAAUGAAUUUUAAAUUUUUAUUAUAAUAAUAUUGAUGAUCCUUCAUGAAAGGAAACUGAAAAGCAUUGACAAAGUUAAAUAAGUUGGACGGCAAGUGGAAGAAGAUCAGAGGAAACAGAUUUAAAAUCAGAAACAAGAUACAUUGCACAUGGUGGCGGAAGUGACACUACAGUACAUAGGUCCUUUAGUAAUGCCUAUAAUGUGCCACUCAAGGCACACUGUAGGUAGUACCCUACACAGAGUCAGAAUUGAAUGAAUGUUCUGAAAAGGAAGGACAGAACAGGCUACAUUUCCAUUAUGGAGAUGCCAGUAUUUUUUAAAGACUAUUUAUAUAGAAUAUGUAUGCUGUAUUGUAUAUAUUUUACUUGAUGUUUAAUCUUCAUUUAUGCAAAAUAUUUUUAUGCAUGUUGGUAACAAAUAUGAAAAAAUAAUUGUUCAAAAAGUAUUUAAUGUGUGAAACCUUCCAAGCCCAGAAAUGUACCUUGAAAUUAGUUAAGAAGUUGGUCAUAUGACUUUUUUUACACUAAUUUGCAAUUUCAAAGUUGUUGAAGAAAGAUACAUUUUAAAGUUGUUGAAUAGAUACAAAACCCAUCCUAAAAAUUUUUCAGAUAAUGAAAUGGCAUGAUCUGUCUAACCUGCUUAGUGUACAAUAUGACUUUUAGCUUAUAAAAUAUUGUUUUAUCCUCUAAUGUAUUAUGUUUUGAAAUAAUGACAGUGAAGUAAGUGUAUUCACUCUAAGAAAGGUUUGUUCAUUUACUUUUCUUUAAAAAUGACAAGUACACUUUUUUUUUUUCAAUUAAAGGCAGGUUCAAUGAUUGAAGAAUAUACUCCAAGAACGGGAAGUAAAGACUCAUGAAGUUAGUUGACCCUUGAGUGUGCAACUCCCAUAUAGUAUGAGAAUUAUAUAAUAAAAGACUUUGGCUAGUAUGUUUGCUUUACAGUAUCUUGGAAGCAAAAGAUAAAUCUCACACAUUGCAUUCCUCGCUCCUGAAAUUGGUAUUGAAAAAAAAUAUCCCUUUGUCCUGACUUACUGACUUGUGAUGCGUUGUAACCCUAACUCAAGACAGAAUAAAUAAUAGCAGUUUAAGGGGAAUGUUGUUAAGAAAGUGAAUGUACAGGUUAGAUAGAAUCUGGGGAAUAGCAGUGCAAAGUAUUUUUCUUAUUUGUUUAGGUUUUCAUACAAGUGCAAUCCUUUUUUUUUUCAGUUUUCGUUAGUAAUGACUAGUAGUAUGGUUCUGUUUCUUGUCAGCAAUUUUUAUUUUUAUCAAAAACAGAUGUUUGUACUAUAUAUCCAUAUGUGUCAGUGUCCCUUUAUCUUUAGUAGAUUUUGAAAAGCAUGUUUUUCUAUGAAAUUCAGUUAAAACUGAUCCAGAUGAAAGCCUUCAAAAUACUGCUAACUGUAUGUCUUUUUGUUAAUUUUUCAUGUCAUUUUUAUUGCACCAUGUAUUUUAUGAGAUUUGCCACAUCGGUUGUGAUGUGAGAGAUCUAGAAUAUUUCCAUUUUAAGUGCAAUGAAGGGCAGGUUUUGUUCUAAGCAGUAUAAAACUGCUGAUGAGAAAUCACCAGUUAACUUGUUUGUAGGAUGCAUGAUAGACUUUCGUAUAAGAAGGAAAGCUACCGUACGAUAUGCUUACGUAUUACUAUACCAUUAUAUGGGCACAUGUAAUAGGGAAGAAAUUUAGAAAAUACAUAAAGGAAGGAAGUGCAGUAUAUUAGAGAAAGAAGGAAAAGAGCACUCCCUGAAAUAAUCAAAUGUAUUGUAUAAGAUACACAUCUACACAAGAAAUAGCAAAGCUGUCAAAACAAAUUCUUUAAAGAACCAUGUAGACAUGGAUUUAGUACCAGGUGUAGUUGGUUAAAGCUUUUUCAGAAUGUUCAACCUUCUUGGCCAUAUCCCACCCAAGCUCUGCUCUUGACCCUAUAGCACAUGUAUGGCAGCUGAGAAACCCAUAUCUGGAGUUAGUUAAGAAUAUCUCACAUGGCUGAAAGUGAUCCGCUUGUGAAUGUAAUGACAGUGUAUGCAUAGUAAAAACAAAUAGAAAACUUUUCUUAGGAAAUUUCAAAUAGACAUGAAUAUAUAAUGAAGCUCAGGUUAGUUACCUUAACUUAUCCUCACCCCUCAUGCAGAAAACAAAAUUUGCUUGGUGAGGUAUGUUAGAACGUUUUGCAUCAAGUGUUGUGUAGAUGUAAGAUACAGUGAAUGCAUUAUCUAUUUAGAAAGUAUGAGGUUCUCCCUGUUCAUAUGGGGAGGAUGUUUUCUAGCAUGUUUUUUCACGGAGGAUAUGAUUUUGAAAGAUUUCAAAUCAAAACUGAUGGUUGUUUGAAAUAUAAUAUGGAAACUGUUGGGUUCAUUUCAUGAGGAGAAUAGAAAAAACAAAAUGCCCAUGAUCCUUUACUGUGUAUUUUGAGUAUUUGUGCCUUAAUGUAAACAUUCUGUUGCAAUGAUUUAAAGCAGUGAGACUUUCUAAAAUCCAAUGCUAACAUACUGAUGUUAUCUUGACAGAUUUUUGUUGAAUGAAGGAUUUACAAACUGAAAUAACAGGAUUUCCCUUGUGUACUGUAUUACCCUUUUACCCAUGCUAUUCAUCUCCCAAAGUACAGUAGUAGAAUAGCCUAUAUUAUUUUGUUUCCAUAACUUGAAGAACUUGGAAGGAGUUUUGUGAAGCUUUUUACUCUAAUUAUAUUAGUGUGAAAAUUAUUGCUGUUGAAUAGUCUGAAGUAGAUAAGCAGCAUAUACACAAGUUUGUAACAUUCUUAGAGAAAUUAACAUUUGUAAGUGGUGGUUUUAAGGUUCAGGAAUUUUAGUGAAGUGCAUAUGUUUAUACGAUCCUGAAUCUUGUCUUGAAGUGUAUAUUAUACUGCUCAGUCUCUCAUAUAUUGCUGUCUGUUGUGGUCAUCUGUUUUUACCAUCCAGAAAGAUGUUGGUUUGUUUUUGUUUAGUUUUUUUUUUUACAACAAUUUACUCCGUAUGGACACUGUGGAGUUACAGUGUAGCUAAACUAAAAAUGAAAAUCUACCACUAUGAGCCCUUACACACUGGGGAUAUGGCUGUUUCUCAACUUGAAUGAGCUUAAGUAAAAGUAAAAUUUUGAGAACAUGAUCUAGUCCUGUUUAAUUGUGGCAUUCCAGACCAUUUUUUGCCCUGACUUCUAUAAUAGGAAUUUCCAAGGAACUCUUCCAUUUGCAUUCAUCUUAUUUUCAGUGACAAAUAGUUCAUCGUUCAUCACAUCUUUGGAUAAUCCAAGAGUCAUUGUCAUCAUUAAUUUAUGUUUUUGUGUUGGAUAAUUUAGCCUAGUAUUUUUAUAGUUUGGCAUCUGCAAGUGAUAUAUAUACAGACUUUGUUAGAAUGUACAUUUAAAACACUGAAUUAGUAAACUUUUUUUAAAUGAAGUUUAUAUGCUUGUUGUUUCUCUUAUUAUUAGCAAUUGGUUACUGUUUUUUUAUUUUUAUUUUUUUCAUUUCUAAGUGUAAGGUAAAGUUUUAACCAUAAAACUAUUACAAUAAAACUUGUAGAGAAA
Messenger RNA from Macrobrachium nipponense, 7850 nucleotides. Its product is annotated as activating molecule in BECN1-regulated autophagy protein 1-like. The coding region runs from base 1 to 2214 and encodes 737 amino acids. Gene Ontology annotation, cellular component: intracellular membrane-bounded organelle. NCBI's taxonomy places the organism in Eukaryota, Metazoa, Arthropoda, Malacostraca, Decapoda, Palaemonidae. The record is from RefSeq and is a predicted model, not a curated record. The transcript is spliced from 12 exons. Gene Ontology annotation, biological process: autophagy.